This is a messenger RNA of Lolium rigidum, 2021 nucleotides long. Its product is annotated as alpha-amylase type A isozyme-like. The coding region runs from base 510 to 1826 and encodes 438 amino acids. The transcript has 4 exons. Gene Ontology annotation, molecular function: alpha-amylase activity; calcium ion binding. The record is from RefSeq and is a predicted model, not a curated record. Lineage: Eukaryota; Viridiplantae; Streptophyta; Magnoliopsida; Poales; Poaceae. Gene Ontology annotation, biological process: carbohydrate metabolic process.
UAUCUGCAAAUCAUUCUCUAGUGCAGUGGUUUCUUACGGCUUCGUUCCCCACCGUUCGUUCUUCAGUAAGGAAGAACUACAGAAUCAUCGUCUUGAUCUGUUCGUUUCCAUUGCUCUGUCAAGCUAGCUAGUCUCCACUCUCCAGUACUAGUUUCAGAUUGGCUGUGCAUCUCAACGAUUCACUGCAGACAGAUCUUGAAAAUCGGUUGCCCCCUGAAGCGAAAUGCGUUUCCAUCCCAACUUGGUUUCCACUUUCCAUGGUGUCUGUGCAUCCCUGAUUGACUUGACCAUCAUCAAUCGCCCCCUCUUCCUUUUUCAUAACAGAGUCCGGUAUCCAUGCAUUGCCUCCAAGCAACACCCCCCAGUACGUAGCUCGUGUUAAAUACUGCCAUGGCAUCCACUGGCUAUAAAUACGAAGCAUCGUAGUACAAUUGUAACCAUCAGCCAGUCAUCCAAUCCAAUUAUUCAUACGGAGAAGCACCUAGUACUGUGAGAACGACACAAGCGCGAUGGGGAAGAACGGCAACCUGUGUUGCUUCUCCCUGCUUCUGCUGCUGCUUGCUGGGUUGGCAUCUGGUGAUCAUCAGGUUCUAUUUCAGGGGUUCAACUGGCAGUCGUGGAAGCAGAGCGGCGGGUGGUACAACAUGAUGAUGGGGAAGGUCGACGACAUCGCCGCCGCCGGGGUCACCCACGUCUGGCUGCCGCCGCCGUCGCACUCAGUCUCCAAUGAAGGUUACAUGCCUGGUCGGCUCUACGACAUCGACGCGUCCAAGUACGGCAACGCGGCGGAGCUCAAGUCCCUGAUCGCCGCGCUCCACGGCAAGGGCGUGCAUGUGAUCGCCGACAUCGUCAUCAACCACCGGUGCGCCGACUACAAGGACAGCCGCGGCAUCUACUGCAUCUUCGAGGGCGGCACCUCCGACAGCCGCCUGGACUGGGGCCCGCACAUGAUCUGCCGCGACGACAGGGUCUACUCCGACGGCACCGCCAACCUGGACACCGGCGCCGACUUCGCGGCCGCGCCCGACAUCGACCACCUCAACGACCGCGUCCAGCGCGAGCUCAAGGAGUGGCUCCUCUGGCUCAAGACCGACCUGGGCUUCGACGCGUGGCGGCUCGACUUCGCCAGGGGGUACUCCGCGGCGAUGGCCAAGGUGUACAUCGACGGCACGUCGCCGGACCUGGCCGUGGCCGAGGUGUGGGACACCAUGCCGACCGGCGGGGACGGGAAGCCGAACUACGACCAGGAUGCGCACCGGCAGAACUUGGUGAACUGGGUGGACGGCGUGGGCGGGGCCGCGUCGGCCGGCAUGGUGUUCGAUUUUACGACCAAGGGGAUCCUGAACGCUGCCGUGGAAGGGGAGCUAUGGCGGCUGAUCGACCCGCAGGGGAAGGCCCCCGGCGUCAUGGGGUGGUGGCCGGCCAAGGCCGUCACCUUCGUCGACAAUCACGACACCGGCUCCACACAGGCCAUGUGGCCCUUCCCUUCGGACAAGGUCAUGCAGGGCUACGCCUACAUCCUCACUCACCCUGGCACGCCAUGCAUCUUCUACGACCAUUUCUUUGACUGGGGAUUCAAGGAGGAGAUCGCGGCGCUUGUGGCGGUGAGGAAGCGCCACGGCAUCACGGCGACGAGCGAGCUCAAAAUCCUCAUGCACGAGGGCGACGCCUACGUGGCCGAGAUCGACGGCAAGGUGGUGGUGAAGAUCGGUUCCAGGUACGACGUCGGGACCGUUAUCCCUGCCGGGUUCGUCAACUCCGCCCACGGCAAAGACUACGCCGUCUGGGAGAAGGCCGGCGCCGCGGGAACCCUGCAGCGGAGCUGAAGCCUCAUCUGAUCCGCCAUUGGAUCGAGAAUGAUUUGAAAUACACGAUUUAUUGUCUGCUAUACACACGCAGAUAUAACUAUGAUUUAACUACGGAUACUUGUACCCAAGAUGAGCUCUACGAAUUGUUCACACUACUGUACUAGUAAAUAACGUGCCGAUGAUAUGUGAAGAGGUAUAUAUAAGGGGUAAUUA